Megalobrama amblycephala (Wuchang bream) is the source of this 2382-nucleotide messenger RNA. RefSeq names its product pleckstrin homology domain containing, family B (evectins) member 2 (gene plekhb2). The transcript is spliced from 8 exons. Gene Ontology annotation, cellular component: membrane. Gene Ontology annotation, biological process: regulation of cell differentiation. The record is from RefSeq and is a predicted model, not a curated record. NCBI's taxonomy places the organism in Eukaryota, Metazoa, Chordata, Actinopteri, Cypriniformes, Xenocyprididae. The coding region runs from base 156 to 827 and encodes 223 amino acids.
AAACUUAAUAAAAGUCGUGCUGAUCAUCUGAUACAGUGACAUAAGGCAUCAGCUGAGCCGCGAGGAGGAGGAGGAUGCUACUGAUGUCACUUUGCUAGUCGCACACAUACUUCAAACAUCAACAAAGCGAAAGAGGGUAGCGAGUUUACUGGAGGAUGGCGUUUGUGAAGAGCGGAUGGCUGCACAGACAGAGCACCAUCCUGCGGCGCUGGAAGAGGAACUGGUUUGACCUCUGGUCAGAUGGACGUCUGGUCUUCUACGAUGACCAGCAGCGGCGGGACAUGGAAGACGAGAUCCACAUGAAGGUGGACUGCAUCAACAUCCGCAACGCCAGCGCUUGUAGAGAGCUCACGCCACCCGAAGGCAAAGGCAAAGACUCCCUCCUGCAGAUCGUCUGCCGGGACGGUCGGGUCAUCAGCAUCUGCGCAGACAGUGCAGAUGAUGCGUUGGCUUGGACCAUGGCCCUCCAGGACGCCAGACUCAACACUGUUGUGGCGCCCACUCAGAUCGGUUUUGCCGAGGAUGUCGUAGCAUCAGCACCUCCGCCCUAUUCUGAAUUAAAUCCAACUCCACAGGUUUUCUAUCCUGAUGGAUAUGGCGGUUAUGUUCCUCAUCCUCCGCCUUACGCCACACAGAUGGUCUAUUCUGCGGAUGGGCAGCAGUAUGCAGUUGCUUACCCUUAUCAUUAUCAAGGUGGAUACGCACCCGGUGUCAACCACGUCAUAGUGCAGGAGCGUCGCCGUGACGACACAGGUGAUGUCGCUCUGGGGAUGUUGGCCGGCGCUGCGACGGGAUUGGCCCUCGGCUCUCUAUUUUCCGUAUUCUAAUGUGUUUGCGUGAACCCAGCCCAACCCCUCCUGACCUACAGCACGGGAAACUUUUCCCGUGUUGUUUUAACUUUGCCUUCACACCUCGUAUUGCGCAGGUCUGAUAAUGUAGCCGGGCUGGGGGUGCGUUCGCUUUCUUUUCUGUAUUCGCCUUUGUACCAAAGCUUAUGUACUUUUGAUUAGGCACCAAAAAACGUGUUUGCUUUGCAAAUUUAAUAUGUAACUUACAAAGAUGUACACUAAAAUAUUGGCGGCUAGCCUCAAGAUAAGGAUAAUCAGUAAGGGUUAAAGAUCACCUGCUCUUUAAUAAGACAAAGUGUCUAUUAUCGUCUUAUACUAACGAUGUCCUAUGAUGAAAUGACAGACCCUGAUGAAAUGAAUGAUGGGUAACCUGUUUUGUUUUUUUCCUGUUAGUUCUUGAAACUGUUUUCAGUGUCACUUGUAGCUGCAAAGACAAAAUUUUGCUGAAUUAAAUAUUACUGACAGUCUCGUUUAAAAAGAAUAGUUCACUCAAAAAUAAAAGUUCUGUCAUAAAAUAUAUAUAUAGUAAGUUGUUUUUUUUUUUUUUUCUUUGAGAAAGUGAAAACCUAUAACUUUUUUUCUUUGGUGAAAUUUCUUCAACAUAUCCAUUUUUAUUGUAUGGAACAUUUUGUUAAUCAUCUUUAAUUAAAAAUCAUAUGAGUUUUAAGCAAUUUUAGAACAAGUGGAUAAUGACAGAAUUUUCAUUUUUGUGUGAAAUAUUCAUUUAAAGCUAAUUUGACAAGAAAAUAAGACUAAUAAUGAUGCAUGAUUAAUACUGUGACGGCAGUUGCGAUGUUAUUCAGGAAAGAGUAAAGAGUGUCCUUAAAUCUAGCUUUUCUAGUUAUUUUUCCUUUCUUUGCCUUUGUUUUUUUUGUGGCGGCCUUCGUUUAACUCAUUUAAUUGUGUUUAUUUAUACUCAGUGUUAUCAAGUGUGUAUUUUCCCCUUUUUUGUGGAGACUUUACACUUUGUGAGAUAAUUUUAGGUUUAUUUCUGUGAUUUAUUUUGUCUUGACUCCUAUGUGUAUGCAAAGUUUUUCUUUCUUUUAAGUUAAUAUCGAAUGUUUGCAUAUUUCCAGUUAACUAGCACAAUGAUUAGUCCCAAUGUUUGUGAUUGGAUGCGAUAAGGGAAAUUUCAGGGAAAAGUUGGAUCGACUCGUGAUUGGUUAGACUCACUGUCACAUUUACACACAAUUAUGUGAUCGAUUUGACUUUGUGUUUACUUAACAGGUAUAAUUAUGAGCAUAUAAGUGAUAAUAAUCUUAAUAGUUUUAUUCAUACAGGAUUUAUCAGAAUGGAUUUGAGGUCUUGGUUUAGUUUAACUCAGGUCCUUUGCUUUGAAACUUGUGUGACUAAGUUUAAUGGACCAAUGAUUUAGAAAAAUGACAUUUUCAUCUGAGAUAUGCUUAUGAUUUCUAAUGUUUUUUUUCUUUAUUGCUUUGUUGUUUGAACCUCACAAACAUCAUUUAAAUGUUGCAAAAUAUACCAACAUAAUCAUCAAUGUGUUAUUUAUAAACUAUUAAAAUAUGUCCUGUGA